AUGGAUUUGUCGUCCAGUGCUGGUCAGGGUAUCGGUGAUCCUCAAUUAGCGUCAUUUAUUGAACAAGAAAAUCAGAAGCAACGGUUUCAAUCGGUUGUUCAUUCACUGACUGAGCAAUGUUGGGAAAUCUGUAGUCCAAGUAUAUCAUCUCGACUGGAUGGUAAAAGUGAGACGUGUUUAGCCAAUUGUGUCGAACGAUUCAUUGAUUCGAGUAAUUAUAUUAUUAAUAAACUUGGUCAAGAAGGUGCUGCUGCUGUUGCAUCGAUGAAAUCUAAUGAAUUUAGCACAUCAACGGAUUUUUCAUUAGGUGCGCCGGACAUGGGCUUGCAAUCGCCGGAAUUUUCUUCAGGUUUUAGUUCAUCAACUAGUCAAGAAGAAAAGAAGAGUAGUUGGAGAUUUUGGUAG
Adineta ricciae is the source of this 405-nucleotide messenger RNA. The record is from the annotation of a GenBank genome assembly. Lineage: Eukaryota; Metazoa; Rotifera; Eurotatoria; Adinetida; Adinetidae.